GUCUCCCAGAUAUAUUUUUUGUAAUAUGUAGGCUCACUUGGGAACUAGAGCAAGACACCCAGCAGAAGCAUGAGGAGAAUGUUUUGAACGGCGAGGAUAAGACCAAACCUUCACGACCCUUUGGACUCCCGCAGACUAAACGCUAGUGUGGGUAGAAUUAGUAAUCGAUGAAGAAAUGUCUAUAUGUAGUCUCCACUGUAGCUUUGCUCUGAACUGAAGACGUAGGAUAGAAACGUUGCACUGUAUUAGCUUAUAAAUAGCGAAGGAAUGUGAAAACGGUCGCAGAGGCUAAGCUGCGAAAAGGCUGUAAAGGAAACUGGUACCACCGCGGCGGCAGGAAGCAAGAUUAUAAAGUAAAAGAUAAAGGUAUCUUUGAAGGUCGAAUCUGUAAUGGUGGACGGCUUGGCAGGAUGCAAAGUUUACUGCUGAUUUAUGAUGCAUGGAGGGAGUUAACUUGAACACACAUACCACUGCAGAACACACAGUCUUUCUCUAGACUCCUGCUGCCAUCAUGUUCAGGAACAGCCUGAAGAUGCUUCUGGGGGGCAAGGCCAGCAAGAAAAGCCGCAACAGCAGCGAUGGAGGGAACGAUGAGCUCAGCGAGUUACGGAGCGCCAGCCUAGACCCGCAUCACAGUCUCGCCGAGCAAGGUGGCAGUAUAGACAGCGACUGUGCCUUUGAAGGAGACUACGCUGUGCCAUCUCUCACCAUGGCCGAGGGGCUGCAGCACAUCCGCAUCAUGGAGGGCAUGUCCCGCUCUCUCCCAUCCUCUCCACUGCUCUCUCACCAAGUAGCCGGAGUGCGACUGCAGCCUGGAAAGAAGCGCGCCAGCACAGACACAGGGGGGGUAAGUCAGGAGCUUGAUCCCCCUCCCACAGUGGAUGAGGCUGCCAACACGUUGAUGACUCGGCUUGGCUUCCUGCUCGGAGACAAAGUGAUCGAGGGGCCUCAGGGGUCUCAGUACAGCAUGGAGGAGGCUGAUGACACACAGGGUGUGGGCGUGAGUGGAAGGAUGAGCCCAUGCUCCACCCUCACCAGCAGUACUGCGUCCCCUCCAGCAUGCAGCCCCUGCUCCACUCUCCCUCCCGGAGUGCCAGGGCAGGCUGUCACCAGCCCAACCUCCACCCUGGAGAGCAGAGACAGUGGCAUUAUCGCCACCCUGACCAGCUACUCAGAGCCUGCAGAGCGGGGUGGGAAACAUAGCGAGGGCUCGCGCGCCAGCAGCCUCAAACUCUGGCACUCGCACCGUGCCACGCUUGAUUCCAGCCUCUACCGCCUCGAUGAGAAUAUGGCCGCCUCCACGCACAGCCUGAACAAGAUCCCUGAGCCUGGCUCCGCCCAUGGCUUCUCUUACCCCACCCCCCUCUACCUCAUGCCCCGCCCCAACUCUGUGGCAGCCACUAGCUCAGCUCACCUGGAGGACCUAGCCUACCUGGAUGAGCAGAGACACGCCCCCCUGCGCACCUCGCUGCGUAUGACCCGACAAAAUAACAUGGCUGCUGGACGCUCGGGCCAGGACUUGAGAGUGCGAUUCGCCCCAUACAGACUCCAGGAUAUAGCACUAAAGCCGCUGCUCUUCGAGGUGCCCAGUAUCACCAUGGACUCUGUGUUCACGGGACGGGACUGGCUCUUCCAGGAGAUUGACACACAGCUGGCGCAGCCGAACCCUGCCUCCAACCGCGGGGUUGUCCUGGUGGGCAACGUGGGUUUCGGCAAGACGGCCAUCAUCUCCCGUCUGGUAGCACUCAGCUGCCAUGGCAACCGCAUGAGGCAGAUCGCUUCUGACAGUCCACAGGCCUCACCCAAAUUAGAUGGAGAUGCGAUCCCCCUCACACAGUCGCAGGCCUCCCAUGGAACUCUGGGAGGUGGCAGCUGCCCUGGGACCCCAGAGAUGAGAAGGAGACAAGAGGAGGCCAUGAGGAGACUAGCAUCUCAGGUGGUAGCCUACCACUACUGCCAGGCAGACAACGCCUACACGUGCCUGGUGCCAGAGUUUGUGCACAACGUGGCGGCGCUGCUGUGCCGCUCACCUCAGCUGAGCGCUUACCGGGAGCUCCUGCUGAAGGAGCCGCACACACAGAGCGCACUCAGUCUGCGCUCGUGUGUGCAAGACCCACUCGCCGCUCUCCGCCGAGGAGUCCUUGAGCCGCUGGAUGCACUUUAUAAAGAGAGGAAGAUCACCACAGAAGAGGACCUCAUCAUCCUCAUAGAUGGUCUGAAUGAAGCGGAGUUCCACAAACCUGACUAUGGUGACACCAUUGUCUCAUUCCUUUGUAAAACCAUCAGCAGGUUUCCAGCCUGGCUCAAGCUGCUGGUGACUGUCAGAACCUCUCUGCAGGACAUCACCAGACCACUUCCCUUCCACCGCAUCUCGUUGGACGCUCUGGAGGAGAAUGACGCCAUCGACCAGGACCUGCAGGCCUACAUCCUGCACCGCGUGCACAGCAGUGCGGAGAUACAGAACAACAUCUCGCUUAACGGCAAGAUGGAUAAUGCCAGCUUCGGCAAGCUCAGCGCCCACCUCAAGGCCCUCAGCCAGGGCUCCUACCUCUACCUGAAGCUCACCUUUGACCUGAUCGAGCGUGGCUACCUGGUGCUGAAGAGCUCCGGCUACAAGGUGGUGCCGGUGAGCCUGGCGGAGGUGUACCUGCUGCAGUGCAACAUGCGCUUCCCCACGCAGUCGUCGUUCGAGCGCGCCUUGCCCCUGCUCAAUGUGGCGCUGGCCUCACUGCACCCGCUGACCGACGAGCAGGUGUACCAGGCCAUCAAUGCUGGCUCGGUGCAUGGCACGCUGGAGUGGGAGGACUUUCAACAGCGCAUGGAGAACCUGGCCAUCUUCCUGGUAAGGAGGCGCGACGGAACACGUAUGUUCGUGCACCCCUCCUUCAGGGAGUGGCUCAUCUGGAGGGAAGAAGGGGAGAAGACCAAGUUCCUGUGCGAUCCCAGGAAUGGCCACACUCUGCUGGCUUUCUGGUUCUCCAGACAGCAGAAUAAACUCAACAGACAGCAGACUAUAGAACUAGGACAUCACAUACUCAAAGCACAUAUAUUUAAGGGCCUGAGUAAGAAAGUGGGGGUCUCCUCAUCCAUCCUGCAGGGGCUGUGGGUAUCUUACAGCACAGAGAGCCUGUCUACUGCUUUAUCCUCCCUAAGAAACCUCUACACUCCUAACAUCAAGGUAUCGCGGCUGCUGAUGAUGGGCGGGGCCAACGUCAACUACCGGACAGAAGUUCUGACAAAUGCGCCCGUACUGUGUGUACAUGCGCAUUUGGGCUACGGUGACAUGGUGAACCUACUACUGGAGUUCGGCGCCAGUGUGGACUCGCCGUCCGAGAGUGGCAUGACGCCAUUGGUCUAUGCCGCCGCCGCUGGCCACCUGGGGAUCGUCAACGCCCUCUGCAGGAGGAAGGCAAAGCUUGACCACCUGGACAGGAACGGCCAGUGCUCGCUGGUGCACGCGGCUCUAAGGGGGCACCUGGAUGUGGUGAAGUUCCUCCUGCAGAGCGACUGGGGUGCGGCAUGGAAGCAAGCCCAGCUUUUCACCCCCUCGCCCACCGAGCCACAAGCCUCCCCUGAGCUGUCCCAGCCACCCAGCCCCCAGCAGCCUGAAAAGGAGUCGCAGUCAACGCAGGAUGACUCCCAGGAGGAGGGCGAGAGGGAGGGCGAGCUGCCCACCCAGGACUCUGAGCCCCAGGAGGAGGUGGAGCAAAAGCCCCAGCAAGCUCCACCUCAGCAACAGAGUCCGCCCCAGAACAUAGCCUCCAGCAAGAGCCAUGGGGUGCAACAAGCUCUGAUAGCAGCAGCUAGCAUGGGCUUUAUUGAGAUUGUGUCUUACCUGCUUGACCUGCCUGAGAAAGAUGAAGAGGAAACAGUGCGUGCUCAGAUCAAUAACUCUGACACUCUGUGGGGAGAGACAGCACUGACUGCGGCAGCAGGGCGGGGCAAGCUGGACAUUUGCCGGCUGCUAUUGGAACAGGGCUCUGAGGUGGCCCAACCAAAUCGCAGGGGGAUGGUACCUCUCUUCAGCUCUGUACGCCAGGGCCACUGGCAGAUCGUGGACUUGUUGCUGAGUCAUGGGGCUGACGUGAACAUGGCGGAUAAGCAGGGGCGCAGUCCUCUGAUGAUGGCUGCUGCAGAGGGACAUGUGGAGACAGUGGAGUACCUGCUGGCUCAAGGUGCAUUGAUGCCUCUAAUGGAUAAGGAGGGACUUACUGCUCUCAGCUGGGCAUGUCUAAAAGGACACUUGUCUGUGGUUCGCUGCCUGGUAGAAAGGGGUGCGGCCACAGACCAUGCUGAUAAAAAUGGGCGCACGCCCCUUGACCUGGCUGCCUUUUAUGGAGACGCAGAUGUGGUGCAGUUCCUUGUGGAUCAGGGGGCCCUGAUUGAACAUGUGGACUACAGUGGCAUGCGUCCACUGGACCGGGCCGUGGGCUGUCGGAAUACAUCAGUUGUGGUGGCCCUCCUCAAGAAUGGAGCCAAGAUCGGAUGUCAGACGUUGCCGAGUCGGCACAGAGGAGGUCCAGCUACUUGGGCGAUGGCGACCUCAAAACCAGACAUCAUGAUUAUCCUGCUGAGGAAGCUCAUCGAGGAAGGGGACGGAUUCUACAAGAAGGGCAAAGUGAAGGAAGCAGCCCAGCGUUAUCAGUAUGCUUUGAAGAAAUUCCCCCGUGAAGGUUUCAGUGAAGACUUGAAGACAUUCCGAGAGCUCAAAGUGUCCCUGUUCCUGAAUCUGUCCCGCUGCCGCAGGAAAAUGAAUGACUUUGGGAUGGCGGAAGAGUUUGCUACCAAAGCUCUCGAAUUGAAACCCAAGUCUUACGAAUCCUACUAUGCUAGAGCCCGUGCUAAACGCAGCAGCAGGCAGUUCUCAGAGGCUCUAGAAGACCUCAGGGAAGCCAUGAAGCUGUGUCCUAACAACCGAGAGAUCCUGCGCCUACUGCAGCGUGUGGAGGAAGAGUGUAGGCAAGUCACCCAGAGAGAGGAGCCUGAGCUGGAACCCCCACCCUCCCCUCCCCCAUCCCCUUUACCUGUGGAAGAGGAGGAGGAGCCACCUCAUCAUACGCCACCCCCCGAACCAAGACUGGAUGACAUGGAACCCGUUCAGGACCUUUUCGAGGAUGACGACUUCCUGGAGCAGGAGCUGGAGGGUGUGUCCAUCAGCCUUCCCCUGGAACCACGUGUCAACCCAUCCAGCCUGCCAAUCAUCCACAGCCCACCCCUCUCCCCCAUCCCUCACGAGACCGCCUACUUAUCCGGAGGCCAGGCGUUCGAAUUCCAUCCAAGCGGCACUUCCAUGUCGUCGCCGACUCACCAGACCUACCAGUCCACCUCACCUUGUGUCUCUCCCACACACCAGAACUCCCAUUACCGUCACAGUCCUCCGCACACCUCUCCUGCACACCAGGCAUCUUACCGCUUCAGCCCUCCGCCUAUGAGUGGCGGGGGACAGGGGAUGGACUACCAGAGCCCCCCACCUUCCCCUCUUCGUCGUGGGACGCCAUACAGAGCUAGUCCCCCUUUGGAGAGUGUGUGCCUCUACCGCUCACAGUCGGGAUCUCCAGUCCGCUACCAGCAGGAGCCCCUGCCCAGCCGCCCCAAAUCGCCCCUGUCCAAGAUGAGCACCCAGCGCUCCUUCCAGCUGCAGUCGCAGCCUUCGCAGUGCUCCCAGACCUCGCAGCACCACCAGGCCCAGGGCCUCCGCCUGCAGCCCUCUGUGGCUCAGAUCGUGCGCACCAACCAGCCCGGGGGAGGCAUCUACGGGCAGCUGGCCCAUCCGCUAAGCAGCAGGUAUCAGGGCAGCUCCAUGGAUGUGGAGCGGGAGCGCGAACCCCGUCUGGUGUACCAGCCCUCUCUCGAUGGGAGGUCCAUGUCUCAGGUGCAGUCUAGCCUCAGCGUGGGGGCCCUGUGCCAGCACGGCGGGAGAGGUGCGGCAGGUGUUCUCGAGCCCUCCCUGGGCAAAGAUGAUGUCCCUCAGCGACCUGCCUCGGCCUACCGCUCUGCUACUGGGGGCCCAGGGGGCAUGCGUUUCAGCCAAACGCCACAGAUCAGCCGCAGCCAGUCAGCAGCAUACUACCCCGUCUCGAAGCAUGAGCUAGAGAGGGCCGUGGCGGCAUCCUCCAUGCCGCCGUGCCAGCUGGGCUCACCUGAGAUCCCGCACCUGGCACGCCGGCCCAUCAGCGCCAACACAGGCGACCUGAAGCAGCAUGUUCCCACCCCUAGGCCCCUCAUCCACUCACAGAGCGUGGGCCUGCGUUUCUCCCCCUCCAGCAGCAACAUCUCGUCGGGCUCCGGCGCUAAUCUACCCCCUGGCUUCCGGCCUUCCUCCUCCAUGGCCCAGAUGGAGAUCCCACUGCAGGCGGCGUAUGAGCGCAGCUUCGACGAGCCGUCCUCACUGUCACCAUCACAAAGCGGCCUGUAUCCCGGCGAGCCAGCCCGCUCCCGGACCACGCCCUUCAUGGGCAUAAUCGACAAGACGGCGCGGACUCAGCAGCAGUACCUGCACCAGCCAUCGCGUGCCUGGCCCAUCACGGCCCUCGACAACGUCAUCACCAGCCCAACGUCGCCUGGGAGCCUGAUGCACCAGGCAUCCACUGCCACCUCCUACAGCCCACCCACCUCGCUAGGCAACAUCGCCUACUACAACAAGACCAACAACGCCCAGAAUGGGCACAUGUUGGAGGACGAAUACUAUGGCCAGCCGCAGCCUUCGUCCCUGGGCAAGUUGGCCAAUGGAGGGGCUCGCGACCGGGACCUCCUAGAGCGGGUCAGCCAGGUGCCCACGUACCAGGAUGUGAAGGUGGCUCGGACGAUGCCCGUGGCACAGGCAUACCAGGAGAACAUGUAUCGCCAACUCUCACGUGAUGCUCGGCAAGGCCCCACCUCGCCCAUCAAACCAAAGAGACCCUUUGUGGAGUCAAAUGUGUAAUAGAGGCCUGUAGAGCAUAGAGGGUGUAUGAUGAAGGAAUGAGUGUGUGUGGGUUAUUUUUGCUGUGUUAUGAUGGAUCACGGUAAAAACAGGCAAUUAUAAGUCAGUAUUUGAAACUUACCAAACCAGGGAGAGUAAUGCAUUGCUGCUUCUGAUGCCCUUAUCUGUGCCUAUUUCAGAUGUACGUGGGCAGAAGCUUGUUUUAGUUUUGAGGCUAAGUUUAGAUAGAGUGAAAGACUUAAAGACACUGGGAUUUCAGAAUCCCCUGAAUAUAAUAUUAACAACUGAAUGUUCUUUACAGUUCUGCACAUUAUGUGAAAGCACAUUUCUGAACCUCCCCUGAUUUGAAGCCACAAAUGCACACACAGUUUGAGGAGUUGUGUGUGUCUUACUCUUCGUACUCCAUAUGAGUGUGAGUGAGCGUCUGGAGUGGACAACACUGCAUGAGUCAGGGACUCUACAUGAAUCUACGCGCUCAACUCGUUUCCUCUCUCCACUAGGCAAUUCAAAACAGGACUACUAGGCCUUCCAUAAUAUAUAAUGUUGGAUUGUUCAAUGCUAUAAAGACAAAUGAACUCCUAAAUUCUGACACAAAUAACUAACCACUAAGCUAUAGCUGCAGAAAGAAAACAGGAAUAUUUAUAACGGAGUUAGAUAACAUAUAGGAAUAUUAAAGUAUAAACAUAGUUUCUGUGUUUGUUUUAUUUUGAGUUGUCUUUAUUUUUGUAUUUUUUGUUUUUUGGAGAAAUGGUACAUAUUAUUUUGGGAAAUGCAGAUUCAGAGUUUAUGAACUUAGAGUGGGGAAUGUACACUUAUACAAUGCUUUCAAAGCUUCCUUACAAGAGUAAUAUUCUGGAUUUACAGUUGCAUAGCUUACAGUUGCAGUAACAAUGUGUUAAUGCUUAAUGAGCCUAUCCAGAAAUAACCUGCCUGGUUUGAGAAUAUGUUUGUUGUCUCUGAUUGUUUUAAUUAAUUACUAGAAACUGAAGCUAAAGUAAUCAUUUGUUCAAAUUGUUCUUAGAACAAGUGCUCAGUAGACCAGAGAACUGGGAAAUUAGCUUUGCCAAUCAUACUGUUCUAUCUGGCAACACAUUGUUUUCUUAUAAACCAUCUGAAUUGUUUCUGUAAAUGGAACAUCCCAUCUGUCUCAAAGGUUGUACAUGCCCCUCUCUGCAUAGUGUUUUGGGGGUGUCUGAAAGGUGAUUGAUGGUAGUAAUAGAUUUCUUUUUUAUUUUUAAACUAUUUCAAAUGUAUUGUUCUCAGAUAUGAAAAAAUAUUAGUAUAUUUAUCUACAGUAUAUUUGUUUUAACCUUGAACCUUUCAGUGAAACAUUUAUUCCUCUUUUGCUGCACUGUCUGCCUGGAGAAAGAGAGCACUUUAUUUAAUUUUGAUGAUUGUGAAUCUUUUAGAAGGGGAGGGGGAGGAUUGUGGGUUUAAAAUGGAACAUGUUCACUAAGAAACAUAUGGUAAACACUGGAAAAUUAUUUGUGAAUUAGUUGUCCUACUAGAAAAACAAAAUAGCAGUCCUUGUCCUUGGUGCAAUUCUGAUUUUUUUUUUCCUUGAGCAAAUGAGUAAGCAGUAAUUUAAAAGAGCAAAACUAUGUUUAUAAAAAAGAUAUGAAAACAUGUAUAUAAUAGCCUUUAUAGAGCGCAUUGUAUUUGCUGUACAUAUUGGCCAAAUGUGUUUAUGCAUAUGAACCAAUUCAGCUCUCCCUUAAUAGUUAUUUCUUUACUGUUCCAGAGUUAUAUCUGCCACUAAGGAGUUGCAAAUGCAUAACAAAAAGGAAUAUGUGGAGGGAAGUGACUUGAAGCUAGCCUUAAGUGUCAAAUAUAAAUGAUCAUAGUUCAGUAGCAUCACUACACUCCUAAAAAGAGAUGUUCUGUGUAGUGGGAUCCAUUAUAGUGCAGUGUUCAAACUGUGUCUUUGGUCAGAUGUUCUAGACAGCUACUGUCUUGAGCAUGAACCACAGAUCUGAAAAUCUUCUACCAGCAAUCCUUCAUCCCUGCUUGGGCAGACUUGCCAGAAUCAAGAGGUAUCUAACUAUAAUGUUCUGGAAAUAACUUAUACAUUUAACCUUAAUGGUUCAUAGGAGUAUAAGGUUGUAGAUCUCAGUGUAGAUUCUAACACUGCAAAUGAAAAUGCAUGUUUUAUCCUCAAGCAUACACUGACAUGCACAGACAGGAGUGCACACAGAAACUUAUCACUAGUGGAAUGAAGACUGACGCAAAUAAUUGCCCAAAUAGUUCAUAACAACCUCUCGUUUCUCCCGAAAUGUUAACGAAGAAACACAAUUAUGACCUCUAAAGGGUUGAACUGGUCUUUUUUAUUUGCAUUUAAUUUAAUUUUAUUGUACUUGCUUGCUGAGCUGAGUUCUCUUGUAUGUAAAUGUGAGCUUUCAGAGCGCUGUGACAAAGUUCAAUGACUACAAUAAAACAGAAUGUGUUUUUA
This is a messenger RNA of Electrophorus electricus (electric eel), 9371 nucleotides long. RefSeq names its product tetratricopeptide repeat, ankyrin repeat and coiled-coil containing 2b (gene tanc2b). The record is from RefSeq and is a predicted model, not a curated record. Gene Ontology annotation, cellular component: dendritic spine. Lineage: Eukaryota; Metazoa; Chordata; Actinopteri; Gymnotiformes; Gymnotidae. Gene Ontology annotation, molecular function: protein binding. Gene Ontology annotation, biological process: regulation of dendritic spine morphogenesis.